Messenger RNA from Lacerta agilis (Sand lizard), 3427 nucleotides. It is a transcript of the gene GABPB1, whose product is annotated as GA binding protein transcription factor subunit beta 1. The record is from RefSeq and is a predicted model, not a curated record. The transcript is spliced from 10 exons. The coding region runs from base 24 to 1304 and encodes 426 amino acids. Lineage: Eukaryota; Metazoa; Chordata; Lepidosauria; Squamata; Lacertidae. Gene Ontology annotation, biological process: positive regulation of transcription by RNA polymerase II. Gene Ontology annotation, cellular component: nucleus. Gene Ontology annotation, molecular function: protein binding; transcription cis-regulatory region binding.
CCGGGCCGGCCAAGCUUUUCCAGAUGUCCCUGGUAGAUUUGGGAAAGAAGCUUUUAGAAGCUGCACGAGCAGGACAAGAUGACGAAGUUCGCAUUUUGAUGGCCAAUGGUGCACCUUUUACUACAGACUGGUUGGGAACGUCUCCUCUUCAUCUAGCAGCACAAUAUGGGCACUAUUCCACCACUGAAGUGUUGCUUCGAGCUGGUGUAAGUCGGGAUGCCAGGACCAAAGUGGACAGAACUCCAUUACAUAUGGCAGCUUCUGAAGGCCAUGCAAGCAUAGUAGAAGUGUUACUUAAGCAUGGCGCUGACGUAAAUGCAAAGGACAUGCUGAAGAUGACUGCUCUUCAUUGGGCUACAGAACACAAUCACCAAGAAGUAGUGGAACUCUUAGUAAAAUAUGGAGCAGAUGUCCAUACGCAAAGUAAAUUUUGCAAAACAGCAUUUGACAUCGCUGUGGACAAUGGGUUUGAAGACCUGGCAGAAAUAUUACAGAUUGCAAUGCAGAACCAAAUCAACACAAACCCAGAAAGUCCUGACACUGUGACAAUACAUGCAGCAACGCCUCAGUUCAUCAUUGGACCUGGCGGGGUAGUGAACCUAACAGGUCUGGUAUCUUCUGCAAAUACAUCAUAUACAUCAGAUGAUACAGGAGUGUCUGCUGUCCAGUUCGGUAAUUCCUCAACUUCAGUACUAGCAACUUUGGCUGCCUUAGCAGAAGCUUCAGCUCCAUUGUCCAAUUCUUCAGAAACGCCAGUUGUGGCUACAGAAGAAGUAGUGACUGCAGAAUCUGUGGAUGGUGCAAUUCAGCAAGUUGUCAGUUCCGGAGGUCAGCAGGUUAUUACCAUAGUGACUGAUGGGAUUCAGCUUGGAAACCUCCAUUCCAUUCCAACUAGUGGAAUGGGUCAGCCCAUUAUUGUGACCAUGCCAGAUGGGCAACAAGUCCUUACAGUACCAGCAACUGACAUUGCUGAAGAAACGGUGAUCAGUGAAGAGCCUCCAGUCAAGAGACAGUGUAUUGAGAUAGUUGAAAAUCGGGUGGAGUCUGCAGAAAUAGAAGAGGAACUUCUAAGCAAGAACAAAUGGGCAGAAUUGUUGGAGAGCAAGAGACCUUUGAGCAAUCAGAAGAAUAGACUGACCAACAGUUAUCAGGAAAGAGAAACUUUACAGAAGCAGCUGGAUGAGGCAAAUCGGGAAGCGCAGAAGUACCGCCAGCAGCUUCUGAAGAAAGAGCAGGAGGCGGAAGCCUAUAGGCAGAAGUUGGAGGCAAUGACCCGCCUCCAGACUAACAAAGAAGCUGUCUGAAUGGUUGAAGUGAGCCUUCUGUAAAGCCAGUUUUAGAAAACAGCAGUACAAUCCGGACCUGCGUGUCGCAUCAGCCACAGCCCCGGGAUUAUAUGCUAGAGAAGAUGCUACAGGUUUGAAACUGGACUUAAGCCAUGAGUUCUGGUGAAUUUCUUGUAUAAUAAGUAAAGUCAGAAUUUAGACAUUUUGUGCAAAAAAGAAAAAAAAUAUUUAAAAAGAAAUACUGUAAAUAGUUGUUUUUUUACAGUUCCAAAAUUAGUUGCUGAAUCUUUUUGAAGGGAUCCACAAACAUGCAAAGGCAAUGUUUUUGAGACCUUUUUGAUUUUAGUACAAAACUGCUGAAAUACAGAACAGUUUUAAGGGUGAUAACUGUUGAUUUGAACUGACGGUGUGAAAAUGAAUUAUGUGAUGGAACCAAUCCAGAAGGCUAGCAACUUAGACUUCUGAGUUCAUACAUCUCCUCAUGGAAAUCCUUUGUACAGCUUUAAGUAGUUGUCCAGAGUCUCUGAACCCUGCCCCUCCCUUUUUUAUUUAGAAAAAGUGUAAUUUUUUAUAUUUAAUUACUGUUAUAUUCAAGUAGAUUGACAUGUAUAUGAAGCUGAUAUUUUUUAAACUUUUCAGUUUGUACAUAUGCUGCAUGUUUAUAUCUAUAUAUAUAUCUAUAUAUAGGUAUAUAAUUUCUACAUACAACUUACAGAAGUAUUUUUCAGGAAAGAAGAGCGAAAAUUAUGAGAAAAAAUGUCUAAUCUAUAGGUCAUGGGUGGGGAGAGAGAAGCAAGCUGGUGGUUUUUUGUUGUUUUAUGCGAGUCCUAUUUCUUGAUGAAAUGUAACUUGAGAGAAGAGAAAGAAAACCAAGACAGGUUUGUAUGUAAACCAGACUUUGCACCAACCACUUUGCACCAACCUGGUGCCUUCGGAUUGUUUUUGGAUCACAACUCCUAUCACUGCCAGCCAGCUUGACUGUGCUGCUUGGGGCUGAUGGGAGUUGUAGUUCAAAAAUAUAUUGAGGUCACCAGGUUGGCACGAAGGCUGAUGUAAUAUAUGGAUUAUUUGAAAUUUAUUCUACGCAGAGCAUGAAAUCACAUUUCUAGCGUGUCUAGCAAAUCUGGGCCACAAAUCCACAGGUGGAGACCAAGUUGCAAAGCAGUCCAGUUAACUUUCCCUCUGCUCCUAUGCUGCCACCUUAACCUUGUAGGCUCUUCACUUUGCAGGCUCUUCACUUCCAAGCAUUACAAAGAAGGUGGCUGCAAUUGUUCUUUGCGAUGGGUGGAGAGGGGUUGCAGAGUCCACUUUAAAGAAUCUAUAGGUGAAUGACACAGAACUGUACGUUAUAACAUGAUUCUGAUUGACCAAAAGCAAACGCGAAUGAGUUGAGCUCAUUGAAAGCAUUUGACGAUAUCUAUGCAUGCAGCAAAAGGUGGUAUCGCAUGAGCUGCACAAAUUUCCGAAGAGGGUGGAGUUAUUUGACAGGAAAGAGUCCAGAUUUAUAACGGCGUAUAGCAAUUCACUUAUUUGUAUGUAACACGGGCACAGAAGGAACUUGGCUCAAGCUGAACUCGAGCUAUUGCCUAUCCGGUGCAGCAGGAGCAUAGAGUGGAGGAGUGAGUUGAGCGACAACAUAAAUAUAUACGUUGAUUUGAUACUGUUGUUGCCUACAGUUGUUUCUGAUUGCUAGGAUUAUGUUUGAAUUUGUGCAGUCAUCAAAGAUAAGAUACAUAGCACUUCCAGUGUACAACACUAUCUCUUUGAAGCAUUGUGAUAUCAAGAAAUAGGUGGCAGCCCUAAAUCACCAUUACGUUUGAGAAUAUAGGAGUGUUGUCACAUCCUUGGGAAGUAGUCAGCACUUGGUCCCAGGAACUGCGGUUGAAGGGGAAAUAGAUGUAAUCUGACAUACCAAGGACCUCACAACUCAAGUCUGCUUUGCACAUGCAGCAAGAAUGAGAGGUAGAACAGACUGUACCACUUCAGGUUGCAGGUGGAGACUGUCGUUUUUUAAUGUUCCCUCGUGCUUUUUUUUUUUUUUUAAAGAAAACUUGCAGGAAGAAAGCUAGCACGUUGGAGGGAGUGGUGCUGAUCCAGCCUUCUGCCUUGUGUGCUAGUUUUCUACUUGCAGGAGGCUUUUU